GGCUACAAUAUUUUCUGGAACCAGUAUAUCUUUUUCAAGUCCCUCGCGCAAGAGUGGAAUUGACGCCAUUGUUCAACAAAGUAGAAAUCUUAUCGAUAAAUCCAACGCGCAAUUACCCAACAAGCGGGUUACCGGGAAAGCGACGCGCAAAACAGUCUAUCGCGAGAAAGAGAAACAAAUUUGUCACAAUGGACAUUGGCAGUGUCAUCAAAGAAAAAGUUGAAAACCUGUAUGCGCUAAAGAAAAUCUUUACAAUGACAUUGGCACAUUGA
Messenger RNA from Paraglomus occultum, 272 nucleotides. The record is from the annotation of a GenBank genome assembly. Lineage: Eukaryota; Fungi; Glomeromycota; Glomeromycetes; Paraglomerales; Paraglomeraceae.